Salvelinus namaycush (lake trout) is the source of this 642-nucleotide messenger RNA. RefSeq names its product fibroblast growth factor 8-like. The transcript has 5 exons. The record is from RefSeq and is a predicted model, not a curated record. Lineage: Eukaryota; Metazoa; Chordata; Actinopteri; Salmoniformes; Salmonidae. Gene Ontology annotation, molecular function: type 2 fibroblast growth factor receptor binding; growth factor activity; type 1 fibroblast growth factor receptor binding. The coding region runs from base 1 to 642 and encodes 213 amino acids. Gene Ontology annotation, cellular component: cytoplasm. Gene Ontology annotation, biological process: heart morphogenesis; positive regulation of cell population proliferation; neuron differentiation.
AUGAGACGCCUCCCAUCCCAGUUGAGUUAUCUGUUCCUACACUUCUUUGCAUUCUGCUACUAUGCUCAGGUAACCAAUCAGUCCUCGCCUAAUUUCACGCAGCAUGUAAGCGAACAGAGCAAGGUGACGGACCGUGUGAGCCGCAGGUUAAUUCGGACCUACCAGCUUUACAGCCGAACCAGCGGGAAGCACGUGCAGGUUCUGCCCAACAAGAAGAUCAACGCCAUGGCAGACGAUGGAGACAUAUACGCCAAACUCGUCGUAGAGACAGACACGUUUGGAAGUCGCGUGCGGAUCAAAGGAGCAGAGACAGGACUCUACAUCUGCAUGAACAAGAGGGGGAAGCUGAUCGGAAAGAGAAAUGGGCAAGGCCACGACUGCAUCUUCUCAGAGAUUGUCCUGGAGAAUAACUACACGGCGCUGAGGAACGCACGCUACGAGGGCUGGUACAUGGGUUUCACCAGACGUGGACGCCCACGGAAAGGCUCGCGAACGCGGCAGCACCAACGCGAGGUCCAUUUUAUGAAACGAUUGCCUCUGGGAUCCCAUCCCACCCAUCCGGCCCAGCACAAGCCCUUUGACUUCGUCCACUACCCCUUCAGCCCCAGGACUAAACGCACACGCUUCUCAGCCGAACACUGA